UUUUCUUGUCCCAUCGUCAUCACCAUUCACCACCUUCAUUUCUACUCCCAACGCUUACCCACACAUCUACCUGUAAUCCACUAAUCCCCUUAAAUAUCUUCAAGAUUCAUCUUCUUCGAUCCCUGGGUUUCUUUUCGCUUUUUGUUUCAAGGUUUCAUUUCCCCUAAAUUUCAAAACUUUUCACCAAUUUUCACAUUCAAUGAUGAAAUGUUUGAGCAUAUUUCAUUCAAAAUCUUCACCGGAGCCAAAAGAAGAAAAUCCUCCAAGUAAGCCAAAAUCAGAAACAAGAUCAGUCAAGUCAACAGGCUCAAUCUCUUCCCCAAGGAACAUACCAGAAAUCUACAAAGAAAAAGAGCACACCUUGACGAAAUUUUCAUUUUCAGAUCUUAGGAAUGCUACCAGUAAUUUCAACAAGCUUUUAAAGAUCGGAGAAGGUGGGUUUGGGUGUGUUUACAAAGCAAGAAUCAGACUUUCUGAAACUCAAAAGGAUCCUCUUGUGGUUGCCAUUAAACGGCUUAACAAACAGGGCAUGCAGGGUCAUAAAGAAUGGCAAACAGAAGUUCAGUUUCUUGGCGUGGUCGAUCACCCCAACCUUGUAAAACUUCUGGGAUAUUGCUCUGUUGAUGGUGAUCGGAUGCAAAGAUUACUGGUUUACGAAUACAUGCCAAACAAAAGCUUAGCAGUUCAUCUUUUUAGCCAAACUCUGCCACCACUUCCAUGGAAAACGAGGCUUCAAAUCUGCCUUGGUGCAGCCGAGGGUUUGGCUUAUUUGCACAAAGGGCUGGAAAUUCAGGUGAUAUUUCGUGAUUUCAAGACUUCGAACGUGUUAUUGGAUGAAAAAUUCAACCCGAAGCUUUCUGAUUUCGGUCUUGCUAGAGAAGGUCCUCAAGGAGACCGAAGUCAUGUAUCUACAAUGCCUGUUGGGACGUAUGGAUACGCUGCCCCAGAAUACGUCGAAACGGGACAUCUGAAAGCGAAAAGUGAUGUAUGGAGUUUUGGAGUUGUACUGUUUGAGAUCCUAUCGGGCAGACAGGCAGUGGAUAGAAACCGACCGAAAGGCGAACAAAAGCUUAUUGAAUGGGUCAAACUAUUCCCUGCUGAUAGCAAGAACUUUCGGAUGAUUAUGGACAAAAGAUUAAACAAUAAAUAUUGUGUGGAUGAUGCUAGAAGCAUUGCAAAAUUAGCUGUUAGGUGCUUGUAUAAGAACCCUGAUGACCGACCUACAAUGAGCCAAGUGGUCAAGGGGUUGAGAGACGUGAUCAGUGACUCCCAAAUUGGACUUGUAUAUGACAAAUAGAGUCAUGUUUUUGAGUCAUUUGUAAAGGUUCAUGUAUCUAUGAGUAU
Molecule: messenger RNA, 1344 nt
Organism: Lactuca virosa
Lineage: Eukaryota; Viridiplantae; Streptophyta; Magnoliopsida; Asterales; Asteraceae
Source: the annotation of a GenBank genome assembly